Messenger RNA from Gryllus bimaculatus (two-spotted cricket), 579 nucleotides. The record is from the annotation of a GenBank genome assembly. Lineage: Eukaryota; Metazoa; Arthropoda; Insecta; Orthoptera; Gryllidae.
AUGCGACUGGUGCUGGCGGCGUUGCGUGGGCGGGGCGUGGGCGAUGCGUGGGCGGCGUCGAGCGCCGGGGCGACAGGGCGUGGCCGGCACCCUCCCGCCGUGGCCGCGCGCCUCGUCCUCGCGCUGCGCUCGCACUUCAGCACCGACUGCGUCUUCCUGGCGCGCGCACCGGGCCCCGUCGACCUGGAGGCGUCGUGGCAUCUGCGCACCCUGGCGGCGGCACUGGCGGUGGCUGAGAGCGCAGGCGCGGGGGCGGUCGCGGGCGUGCCGUGGGCCUCCGCGUCGCUGCGCCCCGCCGCCCUCGCCGCCCUCACCAGACUGCGCUGCCGUCGCAACCGCCCGCUGCUCGUGGUCGCUCCCGACGCCAGCGGACGCCUCCUCCGCGCCUUGCAAAAGAAACCCAAAACGCAGCUGGUGCCGACGCGCGAGAGCACGGGCGGCGCGCCGCUGGGCGGUGGCAACUGGAGCGGGCUGAUCGGGGUGCUGCUGCAGCGGCAAGCGGGCGCGGCGCUCAACCGCAUCACGCUCACCACCGCGCGCCAGGAGGCGGCCGCCUUCACCGUGCCCAUCCUCACCACG